AUGCAUCCCUAUUAUCCCACUACUGCAAUCAUUCCCCAUUAUGUUCCUAACACAAGGACUACCCUUGAAUUACUUAUGUCAGCAGGUACCAUGAUUACCAUGUUGUUAGGUGGUAGUAUUGUGCUUGGCAACGCUAUAUCAAAAUCAACAACAUCCAAGGCACGGUUUUCAUGGUUCUUUUUGAAUAGCUUUAUGCACUGUGGGUUUGAAUUGUAUUGGCUACUCAACCGAGACACACUGGCUGGUCAAGGCGACUUACUUGCCGAGAUGUGGAAAGAAUAUGGUCAUGGCGAUUCGCGUUAUAUAGUUGGGACAGAUGAACUUUUAUUGACUCUAGAAAAAAUGACUAUCUUUAUUUGGGGCCCAUUGUGUAUGGCUUCUGCUUAUUAUAUUCUAAAAGGAUCACCCAAACAAUAUGUGUACCAAUUGCUUGCUUCUAUGUGCCAUCUAUUCAGCUGUACUUUAUAUUAUGUGAUGGAUCUACCUGAAGCAAAGAAUUGUAACCCAAACCCAAUUUAUUUUUGGAUUUAUUUUAUUGGAUUUAAUGCUCCUUGGAUUACAGUGCCUCUUUAUCUAGUCAUUCAAAGUUAUAAGCGCAUUACUGAAGCCAUGAUCACAAAAGUAAAAUCCUCAUAGUGAAAUAUACAUU
Messenger RNA from Gilbertella persicaria, 649 nucleotides. Its product is annotated as putative EBP domain protein. The transcript has 3 exons. Gene Ontology annotation, molecular function: cholestenol delta-isomerase activity; steroid Delta-isomerase activity; C-8 sterol isomerase activity. NCBI's taxonomy places the organism in Eukaryota, Fungi, Mucoromycota, Mucoromycetes, Mucorales, Choanephoraceae. The record is from RefSeq and is a predicted model, not a curated record. Gene Ontology annotation, biological process: sterol biosynthetic process. Gene Ontology annotation, cellular component: endoplasmic reticulum; membrane. The coding region runs from base 1 to 636 and encodes 211 amino acids.